Messenger RNA from Alternaria incomplexa, 1596 nucleotides. RefSeq lists its product as uncharacterized. Gene Ontology annotation, molecular function: RNA polymerase II cis-regulatory region sequence-specific DNA binding; DNA-binding transcription activator activity, RNA polymerase II-specific; zinc ion binding. The coding region runs from base 1 to 1596 and encodes 531 amino acids. NCBI's taxonomy places the organism in Eukaryota, Fungi, Ascomycota, Dothideomycetes, Pleosporales, Pleosporaceae. Gene Ontology annotation, biological process: regulation of transcription by RNA polymerase II; DNA-templated transcription. The transcript has a single exon. The record is from RefSeq and is a predicted model, not a curated record. Gene Ontology annotation, cellular component: nucleus.
AUGCAACGAGCAAAGCCUUUAGCCCGGAUCAUCAAAUCGCAACGCUCCCCAACAUGGCCUACGCCUCCAACACGAGACCUUCCUCCGAAGCAUGUUUGCGAUGACCUCGUCGCUGCAUAUCUUCGAACCAUGGAGACUCUCUACCGCGUGCUGCAUGUUCCCAGCUUCCAACAUGCAUACGAUAACAUGUGGAAAGACAAAUCGGAAUCUAACAUGGCAUUUGUGAUGAUGUUGAAGUUGGUCUUGGCGAUUGGAGCCAUGAUAUACGACGACAAAGUGUGCAUGCGAGCCAACGCGGUGAGAUGGGUCUUUGAGGCCCAGACCUGGCUGUCAUCACCCUUGUUCAAAUCAAAGCUCGGUAUCCAAUAUCUACAGAUCAGCAUCCUCCUCCUGAUCGCACGAGAGCUUGUCGACGUUGGCUCUGAGCUUGUGUGGAUCUCAGCGGGCGCGGUGUAUCGAGCAGCGGUAUAUGUUGGGUUGCACAAGGACCCGUCGCAGCUUCCGAGUACGACGGCUCUUGAGACUGAGAUGCGCCGCCGGAUAUGGAAUACAAUCCUGGAGUUGUCGCUUCAAAUGAGCAUGGGAUCGGGUGGUCCGCCAUUCAUCUCAUCGGACGACUUCAAUACAGCGCCACCAAGCAAUUUGGACGAUGAACAACUCUUGGAAGCAGACCCUGUUGCAAGAGCAGAUCAUGUGUAUACGCAGACGUCCAUUGCUAUAGCUCUGCGCAAGACCCUUCCGGCUCGGCUUGCGGUACUCCGAUUUCUGAACGACGUCAACUCGAGCGGGACAUAUGAGGAGACGCUUCGCAUCGAUUCGGAUCUGAGAGCUGCACAUAAGUUCUUGCGUCGCACCCUACAUGCAUACACCUCACAUACCAGCUCGUUCCCCUCACAGUUUACUCUUCAAGCUGUAGAGUUCAUAAUGCAGCGCUACGUUACCUGCUUACAUCUUCCAUUCUUCGCUUCCGCACUCAAGAAUCCGGUCUAUGCCUAUUCGAGGAAAGCUACUGUUGACUCAUCGCUCAAGAUCUGGAGUAUGGCUUGUCCGAAUGCAGGCGGAAGCUCAUGUCGUCCGAGCGAGACCGACUUUGUACGCAUGUGCAGGUGCACAGCGGGGUUCUUCCGAAUGUAUACUUUCCACGGGUCGACAUUUCUGGCUGCUGAACUGCGGAUGCGAAUACAGGAGGACGAAGGUGAUCUCGACGCAUUGCCAUCAUCAUUAAAUAAUAUUGUCGAUGACGCUGCCAAUUGGUACCUCCGCUGCAUGGAAGCCGGUGAGACUGGUAUGAAGGGCUACCUUCUUUUACGGCUCGUCGGUGCUUGGAUUGACGCGGAAAGUCAUCAUGUAGACAAAUCAGAUCUGCCUGCAUUGCUGGCGGGAGCCGCAGAAGACGCUGCUCAGGUUUGUAUACCGGUUCUGGAAGCAUUGGCUAGUUGUGAGGAGCCGCGUCCUGGUGGUGCCGGCAUGGAGGGCAGCGGUAUGGAAGAAUUCGACUUCCAGUUCUCACCGGAGUUCACGGAAGACUGGGACAUGCUCAUGUCGGGGACAUUCAGUCUGGACGACGCAGGGGUCUUCGACGCGUUCGUGUCGUGA